Hippocampus zosterae (dwarf seahorse) is the source of this 5670-nucleotide messenger RNA. RefSeq names its product mevalonate kinase (gene mvk). Gene Ontology annotation, biological process: isoprenoid biosynthetic process; cholesterol biosynthetic process. Gene Ontology annotation, cellular component: cytoplasm. The record is from RefSeq and is a predicted model, not a curated record. Lineage: Eukaryota; Metazoa; Chordata; Actinopteri; Syngnathiformes; Syngnathidae. The transcript has 10 exons. Gene Ontology annotation, molecular function: ATP binding; mevalonate kinase activity. The coding region runs from base 300 to 1397 and encodes 365 amino acids.
UAGCGAUGUACGCUGAUUGGUUAAUGUUGGCCGAAAGGGUGCUAGGCUGUCUUCCGUCAUGUCAGCUGAGUGUGUAAACUAGAUGUUAGGGGGCCGCGACAUUACAUCCCACUGAGAUCCAACCUGUCUCGUGACAAUUGCUUUUUACUCACGUUACCGUACUUUAACAAUUUAUUAAAUCUCCGUUGAUCCCCCAUGAAGGCAUUGGAGUUAGUUGAAGGUUUCGUCUCCAAAGGGAUUAGCGUUACCUGCAUGUGAUUUAGUCGGUAAACUUGGUUGCACAGCUGCGUUCUUGUGAAAUGAUGCACGUUAGUGAAUGCAUCGUAUCUGCUCCAGGAAAAGCAAUUCUUCACGGAGAACACGCAGUUGUGCACGGAAAGGUCGCACUUGCUGUGAGUUUGAACCUGAGAACAUACUUGAGGUUGAAAGCCACGAACACUGGGAAAGUGUGCAUUAACCUCCCAAACAUUGACACCUUUCUCUGCUGGCAUGUGUCUGAAGUGGAGCAACUUAUGCCAUGUUCACGUGGCAAGCAGGAGGAUUUAAAGCAUCUAGAUCCUGAACUUGUGAAGAGACUACGUGAAUUUGUGGGUGGAGCAAAUGGAAACUUUGAUACAAGCAACAUGGCUACCUUGGCGUUCCUCUACAUGUACCUCUCCCUGUUUGGAUCAGGCGAGCUGCCAAGCUUGACAGUAUCCGUGUGGUCGGAGCUGCCGACCGGAGCAGGACUGGGUUCGAGUGCAGCCUACUCGGUGUGUUUAGCGGCAGCUUUACUUUGUGCAAGGGGAGCCAUUCCCGCACCUCUCAAAGAGUGGGAACACACUGCCAGAUGGUGUCAGGAGGACCUGGAGUUGAUCAACAGCUGGGCCUUCCAAGGUGAAAUGAUCAUCCAUGGUAAUCCUUCCGGAGUAGACAACGCUGUGGGGACGUGGGGAGGCAUGCUGAGGUUCUUAGCCGGGAGGAUAAUACCACUGAGCAGGGUGCCAUUAUUAAGAAUCCUCCUGACUAACACUAAAGUGCCACGGAGCACCAAGGUACUUGUUGCCAGGGUGAAGGACAAAAUUAACAAGUUUCCCACUAUUUUGACUUCUGUGCUGGACUCGGUAGACGCCAUUUCCUGCACUUGUGAGAGAGUCCUCCUUGAGAUGACCUGCGAGCCCAUCACAGGAGAGCACUACAAUGUUUUAGAGGAGCUCAUUGAUAUCAACCAACAUCAUUUGAAUGUAAUGGGGGUGGGACAUCCUGCCCUGGAUACCCUCUGUCGGGUUACGCUUGCCAAGGGUCUCCACAGCAAGCUAACAGGCGCAGGAGGAGGGGGCUGUGGCAUCACUCUUCUGAGACCAGGCAAGCAUGGGGACCAUCGUUCACUCAAGCGUCUGACUCCAGCCAUCUUGUGACAUCUCCUUCAAGGUUUUGGCUUUCUCCAGCACGUGCCUGGCCAGUUCUGACAUGGCAAGACUCUUCUAGUCGCAGCUGUUCUGCUAGUUUGUCGACGAAGAAGACAUAAUUGGAUAUCGGUUUAGCUUAGUGAUGUAGACCGGGAAAUUCAAGGGCCUGCCGGUUUGAGAUCUCUCAUCCCAUUCUGUCACACGCCUACUUAUUAAUAUCCUCACAGCCUCAUCAAGAUGACUUUAAUUGAUAGCUUCAGCCUCCUCCUGACCAUGGUUUAUUUAAAGGGCCAUGCUGACAAAGAAAAGGAGAGGAAAUAGGAGGCUGACAAGAUUGAAAAUGCAUUGGGGGAAUCAUUGAGUUGAACUGCACACCUCUCAUCCUUCCUGUCAGCUGGUCCUGACUUGUGGUGUUGCAGUCUCAACUUCCAUCCUGUCAAAUGUCGCUUUUUCUACUUGGGACUGUGACAGGCAGUCCAGGUGUCGCACUCAGGCUUCAGUGCGCCAUCAGUCACCUACAGUAUGUUCUGCUUCCCAUAGGCUCACAGUCCAAUUCCCACCUUACAAACCCAGCACAUCUUGCUCCCUUGGGGCUCUCCCCCUGUGAAGUUAAUUCUCUGUCUACUGGGCCAGAACUUUGUCUCCCCAUAUUUGAGAUACCGUAGAACCUCCAAAGUUGAACACAUUCCGUUCUGUUAAGCUUGUUCACUUGGAACAUUUCUGAAAGAGAUCAGUAAUAGAGUACCGGUAUGUCAUAUAAUCCAUACCAGUGUCAAACUUUCACCAUUCUACAACGUUUCAAGUGCACGCAGUGUCUUAAAGGGGUACUCACCCCCAUACCAGACUCAUGCUCUAACUCUCACUAAUAUUUGGCCUGGAGGUCCAUUUCACUUGGGAAGUGGAAGAGGGUUGGGGAUGGUCUGACAAAACAUUACUACCUGAGACUCAACUAUGACCUAAAUAAUUUUUUACUAUGACCAGCUAUGCUAAAUAAACUAACUGAAUGCUCUGCUAAUAGAUCACUCAACUGAAAAUUGACGAGCAUUCUCUGUUACCACCACUUAGAAGACCUCUGUUUUCUCAACCGGAUUUGCUAAAAGGGUUGGUGUGCUAAUCGAUGAAUAUCUCUGGCUGUUGAUCAAAAUUCGCUUCAAAGUAUUACGUGUACAUUCAAACUAUUUGAGUGCAUGGACGGAAAUACUCUCUAAUGGUUUAUCAUGCUGCCGAUAUCAUGUGUGGAGUGGCUGACAAGGCAACAAAAGUACUUUGGCAAUGACAAUGUAGAACACCAAUCCACUGUGACUUGUGCUCUCGGUCUUAGCGGGAAUAUAUGGCUCGAGUAGGUAAUCCCAUCAUGCGCAAUUUAUAGCAUGGCACAGCACUGAAUUGCAAACAGUAAUGCCAGGCUAAUAACCGCAGUCAAUAUACUUUACCGUUCUUCCAAUUCCGAUGGGUCUCUUUUCCACUCCAUGUCUGGCCGUUCAGGCACAACAUCUGCCGCAUGAUGAGCAUCUGGCUCAUUCAUGUAUGGUCAAACAUACAUCUUGACAACAAUCUCCUCUUCUUCCAACUCUUAAAACGGCUGGAUCCCUCAGAUAUGUUUGAGACGUCGCUUUCUGAAUCGAUUUCUAACUGCCCUUGUGCGGUGAGCCUUGCUAUUGUUAUUUUAAAGUGACAUCACACUUCCUGGUUUGUGGUCAGUAUCUCACUUCGCUGUCAAAUUUACAAAAUAGAAAUGAUUUUUUCAUGCUUUAUUUAAUGCAUUUUGUUUAAUUACUUUACUUGCGACAUGAUAAAAUAUUUCUUUUGGGAUUUUCUAAAAUUACUUCACAGUUGACCUUUAACUCAGUGACCCCUGCACGAGAUUGUUUUUCUUCAUGAUUCCAUCAAUAAUGCUUGAGUGCUAGGCUGUCCCAUCCUAUUGCUUGUAUUUAUUUAGAAUACAAAAAGCGCAGCCGGCCUUGCAGCAUGCGAUGACCUCAGUGUGAGCUCAUCAUGCUGCAGAGACAAGAGGCAGUCAUUAGCGCUCACUCUCACUGUGUGUUGACUGUUUCUAAAUCAGCUGGUAGGGUCCUUGUUCUGUGGGGGAAUUUUUUUUUCAAGGAGCCAUUUGCUGAAUUUAAGCCUGUUGAGAAUUGAAAUGACAUUUCUCGGAAAAACUGGCUCUCCAACAAUAUUCAUAAAUAUGCGAUGGAGCGCUGUUAAACAGCUGAGCAAAAGUGGUCGCGAUUGCACUUUAAAGAACAUCAUUGUGACGGAAAUUUGAAAAAAUGAGAACGAGCAUCAAGUCUUUCAUUGGGUAAGAAAAUUUGUGACAAUUUGAAUAAAAGACGGAACAGAUGAGAACUCACCAAUUUAUCAGUUGAAAGUGAAGAUGGAAGACGCUUUGUAUCACUGUUUCAUGGGUCAUGAAUACACAUAGCUGUCACAUAACAAAUAGCAGUGUGAACAAUUAGAAUUUUUCCCUCUUUGUAUUUGUGUUCAGGUAUAGCAAACUUAUUUCGCUUUGUAAUGAAACAUUUUACAGCUGGAAUCAUUUCAAUGCAUAAAUGUGUUCAGUUACUUGUGGUUUGCAAUGAAUGAAAAUACAACAAAUUCAAUACAAAGAGCAAAAAACCCUCUACACAUUUAUGGUACAAUAUUACAUCAACAAGUGGUAAUCUUUUACAGAUGACCCACAGAAGUCAAACACACUUCAGCCCAGGAUGCCUUUGAUUUGUUUGUAUUUUCUAUCCAUUAUCCACAGAUGAAAUAACGAGGAAAGACGUGUCAUCCGUUUGAAAACGUACACCAAUGUAAAACUUACUCCAUGAAUAAGUAACAGUUUAUUUCAUUGUAGGUGGAAAAAUGUGGUUGUGAUGGUUGUACUGUAAUGAAAACAAUCAAAUGAGCUUUCGUUGAUUGUUUUUUUUCGUUCAAUCAUCAUCAUCAGGACAGGGGAUGGCCAUUAUGGUUCAUUGACUGACGCAAAUGAGGCAUCACGGGGAAAACUGUGUGGCUGCUUCUAGCAAGAUGUUGACGAAUUUAAAUAGUUUGUGGCCAGAAGAACAACAUGAUGCAAUCGUCAUAAUGUUACCCUUUAGUUUAUCAUCACUGAUUCACGGAAAAAAAGUCUUUCUGUCUAAUCUCUGUUUUAAACUGUUCCACUUCCAAGAAUUUAUUUCCAGCCAGAUAUGAAUUUUCAUCAUUUUGAUCUUUUCCACUUGGUUGGUGGGGACAAAAAGAACAAGCAGGUUGAGGAUGAACACUGAAGUAUUUAUUCUCAUGCGUAGUCAUGAGCAGACAAGUGCUGAUGAGCGUGGUCAGGGUCACGGCACUUAACUCUCCAAAGGACGACCAGUGCUUGUAAUCACAUAAUAUGGACAAUCUUUCAUUCAAGUGGUGCUGACAUUCAGCCGUUGCAAAUGGAUUUCAUGGGCGGUGUAGCUCAGAUGGUUUUGUUCUCACUAUUCUCGAUUCUCUACAGUCUAUCCAAGCAUAUGUAGGCAGCGGCUGAAAGAACAAAAACGUGAUUAGAUAUCGGCUAGUCAAUGCUGCAGUCGAGACUCGGUGCCUGUGUCCCGCUAUUCCGCCGCCCUUCUCGCACCCGUAAUUAAGAACAUUUUGUGUUACAUUAGCACGAGACCCAUCGUGCCAUUGAACUAGUCGCCCCGAUUAAUAACAGGCAGCUAAUUUCAGCAGAGGAAGGCAGCACUCCAAAUUGGCUCCUAAUUACACAUUAGGAGUGUGAAAGGCUCCUGCCGCUCUGGCCUCCAUCCUCUUCCCCAACCCCCCAGCUGGGGUUCACGUGUUGGCCCACCAGCACAUUAACGCAGCUCCCAAGAGUGGCUAAUUCCAGCCGACCCGAUGGUACAGUCAGUGGCAGAUGUCAGGAAUCGAAGAUGAUGAAUUAUGAAUAUCCCGGAAAUGUGGAUCAGAUUGAGGGGGUGGCUUUUUUAUUUAUUUUUUGUCCCCUUGUGCGGUUUCAGGCAGCCAAGUAAGCAGACAUAUUCAGUCAGUCUGUGCAGGGGUAAGAAUGAUUGAUUUCUGCUCAGUGUUAUAAAUGUCCCCCAACUGAAAAUGGAUGUUUCAGUAUAGUCCUCAAGGACUAUCGUAGUUGGCGGGGGCUCUUUGGCAAUAUAAGAGCUGUGCCUGCAGAAAUGACUUCUUUGUGUGCCUCCCUUGGGUGGUCAACUUUGAGGGCUCAGGCAGCUGGGAUUGAUGUCCUGGAGGAUGCUACAAGACCUCCUCGGUACACAACAUUUACAUAGCUGCAUGAUUGCUGCUGAAAUGGAGGAUCUGA